Molecule: messenger RNA, 1842 nt
Organism: Cicer arietinum (chickpea)
Lineage: Eukaryota; Viridiplantae; Streptophyta; Magnoliopsida; Fabales; Fabaceae
Product: serine--tRNA ligase, chloroplastic/mitochondrial
Biological process (GO): seryl-tRNA aminoacylation
Molecular function (GO): serine-tRNA ligase activity; ATP binding
Source: RefSeq, a predicted model, not a curated record
GCACCGUCACUGGUAGCAGUUGUAGUUGUAGUUGUACGGUGGUACUUUUAUGUUCGCAGGGAAGUGAUGAGGUAAAACAAGAAAGAAAAGAGGAUAGAACCUCUGCCACUGGUUCAAAUCAUAAAGAUGAUGGAUUCUCUUAACCGACCAACCUUCCAAGCUCUCAUACUUGCUACUACCCCCACUCAUUUUCCCUCGUCUUUCCUCUUCCCUUCUUCAACUUACACUUUCCCAUUGCCACGUUGCAUCAAAGCUCUCUCCACCACCUCUACCGCCACCCUACAAUCUUCUAAACUCUCCCACGACUACCCUGCCAAACCUCAAUGGAAAGCCUCUAUCGACUUCAAGUCGAUUAAGGAUAACAAAGAUGCUGUUGCUGCCAACAUAAGGAACCGCAAAUCUCAUGCUAAUUUGGAACUCGUCCUCCACCUGUAUGAUCAAAUGUUUCAUCUUCAGAAGAUAGCAGGAAGUUGAGAGGCUUCGUGGAGACAGAAAUGCAGUGGCCAACAAGAUGAAAGGAAAAUUAGAACCGUCUGAACGCCAAACACUAAUUGAACAAGGGAAGAAUUUGAAGGAGGGACUUAUUGCUUUAGAAGAAGACUUGGUGAAGCUUAAUGAUGAGCUUCAACGGGAGGCACAGUGUAUACCAAACAUGACUCAUCCAGAUGUUCCAAUAGGAGGGGAGGAUUGUUCCACAAUAAGGAAGAUGGUUGGAAGCCCCCCCAACUUUAGCUUUCCUGUCAAGGAUCAUCUACAACUAGGAAAGGAACUUGAUCUUUUUGAUUUUGAUGCAGCUGCAGAGGUCAGUGGUUCAAAGUUCUACUACCUGAAAAAUGAAGCAGUUCUGUUAGAGAUGGCUCUUCUCAAUUGGACACUGUCAGAAGUAAUGAAAAGAGGCUUUACUCCACUAACAACACCUGAAAUUGUACGGUCCUCUGUUGUUGAGAAGUGUGGGUUUCAACCUCGUGCGAACAAUACCCAGGUCUAUUCUAUCGAUGACAGUGACCAAUGCCUUAUCGGUACUGCAGAGAUUCCUGUUGGGGGACUUCAUAUGGAUUCUAUACUUGCUGACUCAAUGUUACCCUUAAAAUAUGCUGCAUUUUCGCAUUGUUUCCGUACUGAGGCUGGUGCUGCAGGCACUGCAACUAGGGGUCUUUAUCGCGUCCACCAGUUCAGCAAAGUUGAAAUGUUUAUUUUCUGCCGUCCAGAAGAAAGUGAAUAUUACCACCAAGAGCUUAUUAAAAUUGAAGAAGAUAUCUUUUCAUCCCUAGGGCUACAUUUUAAAACUUUGGAUAUGGCCUCCGAAGAUUUAGGUGCACCUGCUUAUCGCAAAUUUGAUGUCGAGGCAUGGAUGCCUGGUUUAGAACGGUUUGGCGAGAUCUCAAGCGCAUCAAAUUGCACAGAUUAUCAGAGCCGUAGAUUGGGAAUAAGGUAUCGUCCAUCAGAAGCACCCGUCGUAGGUGUAAAAAAAUCUAAAGCUCCACCACAGUUUGUUCACACAUUAAACGCUACAGCAUGUGCUGUACCGCGAAUGAUUAUAUGUCUACUUGAGAAUUACCAACAAGAAGAUGGAUCUAUCCUUAUUCCUGAGCCCUUGAGGCCAUUCAUGGGAGGGCUUAAUAUUAUCACAAGAAAAUCAUGAUAUAAUUUAUACCCAUCACAUUUUUUGCAUUUAUUUAAAGGAUGCUAUUGCGGUAUCAGAUUGUGGUCAUAGAUGAGUUGAAGCAAUUUCAUUAAACGAAAGUGGCACUGAUUAAUUGUUGUACAAAUACUCUUGAUGACAUCAUGUCAGCCUGUAAAUUUUUCUUUCCUUUUUAAAAAUCAAAUGUUUUCUAUAGCUUA